This is a messenger RNA of Eublepharis macularius, 915 nucleotides long. Its product is annotated as olfactory receptor 14C36-like. Gene Ontology annotation, cellular component: membrane. Gene Ontology annotation, molecular function: G protein-coupled receptor activity; olfactory receptor activity. The record is from RefSeq and is a predicted model, not a curated record. Gene Ontology annotation, biological process: G protein-coupled receptor signaling pathway. Lineage: Eukaryota; Metazoa; Chordata; Lepidosauria; Squamata; Eublepharidae. The transcript has a single exon. The coding region runs from base 1 to 915 and encodes 304 amino acids.
AUGGAGUUCCUUCUGAUGGGAUUUUCUGAUGUUCCUGAGGGACAGAUUUUGCAUUUUGGGAUAUUCCUCUCCAUUUACAUCAUAGCCUUAUCUGGGAAUAUUCUCAUAAUUGUAGCCGUGUCCCUCAACCACCAACUUCACACCCCCAUGUAUUUUUUUUUGGUAAACUUAUCCUUGUCAGACAUCUGUUUUAUUUCCAUCACUGUCCCCAAAUCCAUGGCCACUUCCUUAACAAACAGCAAACUGAUUUCUUUCUAUGGGUGUGUCAUGCAGAUUUUCUUAGUGGUCACCUUUGCAACUGCUGAGGUAGCCCUGCUGACCAUCAUGGCUUACGACCGCUUUGUAGCCAUUUGCCAUCCUCUACAGUAUACCUUGAUCAUGAAUUGGGAUGCCUGUGCUCAGAUGGCAGCUGCUUCCUGGAUAAGCAGUGUGAUGCAUUCAGUCUUACACACUAGUGUCACAUUUAGUUUAAGCUUCUGUGCAUCCAAUAUUGUUGAACAGUUUUUCUGUGAUAUCCCUCAGCUACUAAAGAUCUCUUGCACAGAUACAAAAGUGAAUCAAACUCUGGUAUUCAUAACUGGCAGUGUCGUGAAUGCCUUCUGCUUCAUGUUCAUCUUUGUUUCCUAUGGCUACAUCUUCUCUGCUGUACUGAAGAUCCCAUCCGUUCAAGGCAGAUAUAAAGCUUUCUAUACUUGCGCUCCUCACUUGAUGGUCUUUUCUUUAUUUAUGGUCACAGCUAUAUUUUCCUACAUGAGGCCUAAAGCGCUUUCCACUCCAACUGUGGACUUACUCUCUGCUUUCCUGUAUGCUGUUUUACCACCAGUGCUGAAUCCUAUCAUUUAUAGCCUCAGGAAUAAGGAGAUCCAAGAAGCUGUGUGCAAAAUAUCCAAAAAAAUUAAAGCUCUUUUUGUAUGA